Messenger RNA from Acinonyx jubatus (cheetah), 1702 nucleotides. RefSeq names its product musashi RNA binding protein 1 (gene MSI1). The transcript has 15 exons. Gene Ontology annotation, cellular component: cytoplasm. Gene Ontology annotation, molecular function: RNA binding. The record is from RefSeq and is a predicted model, not a curated record. Lineage: Eukaryota; Metazoa; Chordata; Mammalia; Carnivora; Felidae. Bases 127 to 1215 code for a protein of 362 amino acids.
CGGGGGAGGGGGCAGCAUGGCCUGUCCGUCCGGCCCCCUUCGCCGCGCUCCUCAUCUGCCCCGCGCCGAGCGCUGCCGCCGCCGCCGCCGCCGCCGCUCCGCUGCCCGCGCCGCCCGCGGCUCCCGAUGGAGACUGACGCGCCCCAGCCCGGCCUCGCCUCCCCGGACUCGCCGCACGACCCCUGCAAGAUGUUCAUCGGGGGACUCAGUUGGCAGACUACGCAGGAAGGGCUGCGCGAAUACUUCGGCCAGUUCGGGGAGGUGAAGGAGUGUCUGGUGAUGCGGGACCCUCUGACCAAGAGAUCCAGGGGUUUCGGCUUCGUCACUUUCAUGGACCAGGCGGGGGUGGAUAAAGUGCUGGCGCAAUCGCGGCACGAGCUCGACUCCAAAACAAUUGAUCCCAAGGUGGCCUUUCCUCGGCGAGCACAGCCUAAGAUGGUGACUCGAACGAAGAAGAUCUUUGUGGGGGGGCUAUCAGUGAACACCACGGUGGAAGAUGUGAAGCAGUAUUUUGAGCAGUUCGGGAAGGUGGACGAUGCCAUGUUGAUGUUUGACAAAACCACCAACCGGCACCGAGGGUUCGGGUUUGUCACAUUUGAGAGUGAGGACAUCGUGGAGAAAGUGUGUGAGAUCCACUUCCAUGAAAUCAACAACAAAAUGGUGGAAUGUAAGAAAGCUCAGCCAAAAGAGGUGAUGUCGCCGACGGGCUCAGCCCGGGGGAGGUCCCGAGUCAUGCCCUAUGGAAUGGACGCCUUCAUGCUGGGCAUCGGCAUGCUGGGUUACCCUGGUUUCCAAGCCACAACCUACGCCAGCCGGAGUUAUACAGGCCUCGCCCCUGGCUACACCUACCAGUUCCCCGAAUUCCGUGUAGAGCGGACCCCUCUCCCGAGCGCCCCAGUCCUCCCCGAGCUUACAGCCAUUCCUCUCACUGCUUACGGACCAAUGGCAGCAGCGGCGGCGGCAGCAGCUGUGGUUCGAGGGACAGGCUCUCACCCCUGGACGAUGGCUCCCCCUCCAGGUUCAACUCCCAGCCGCACGGGGGGCUUCCUGGGGACCACAAGCCCUGGCCCCAUGGCCGAGCUCUAUGGGGCAGCCAACCAGGACUCGGGGGUCAGCAGUUACAUCAGCGCUGCCAGCCCCGCCCCCAGCACCGGCUUCGGCCACAGUCUUGGGGGCCCUUUGAUUGCCACAGCUUUCACCAAUGGGUACCACUGAAGCAGGAGACAGGUGGCAGGAGCGCCCCAGCCUGCAGCUGACUGAGGACCACAGUGAGCCAGCGAGGGGGCGGGGACACCUCAGCCGCAGCCGCCGCCCCCUCCCCCGCAGCGACUCGGACCGCUACUGCCUGCCCCCAACUCCCUGGGCCCGGCCCCUGCCCUGCUGCCCCGGACAGCGUCUGGCUCCCCUACUAACCUCCCUCUCUUCCGCCCUUGGCAUCCCUCCCCACCUGCUCCUCUCCUGCCCGCUUUUAUUUAUUUUGGAUUAGCCGGUUGCCCCACCCCCACCCCUCUGGUUCUCCCCUCUCAGGUCUGCGCCCCUUCCUCCCUGCCCCUCCCUAUAGGACCCUCCCCCCCCAGAAGGCUUUUGUAUUUGUGCAUAGCUAGAGUGAGGGCGGAGGGGGUCUGCUACAGGCCGCAAGCCCUACGCUUGUUUUUUAUUCUGAUUUCCCCUCCUUUUCUCUUUCCUUUUUUUUUUUUUUUUU